Molecule: messenger RNA, 982 nt
Organism: Anopheles maculipalpis
Lineage: Eukaryota; Metazoa; Arthropoda; Insecta; Diptera; Culicidae
Gene: Drip
Product: aquaporin AQPAn.G
Exons: 7
Coding region: 168-929 (253 amino acids)
Biological process (GO): transmembrane transport
Cellular component (GO): plasma membrane
Molecular function (GO): water channel activity
Source: RefSeq, a predicted model, not a curated record
GUGACUUGUGAAGAAGAGUUCCUCUAGACGAGUGAGGAGGGCUCAGUUGUAGCGGAAAAUUAUAGCCGUUCACGGUUGAUUAGCGCUGAAAAUCUACUCAAUAGGAGCAACGAGUGAAAGCAGUUAGGCAACGAACGAUAAGCAGGAAAGCAUCCGUAGCAGCCAAAAUGACUGAAAGUGCAGGAGUGAAACAGAUCGUCGGCGUCUCCGAUAUCACCGAGAAUCGCAACAUAUGGCGCAUGCUGAUUGCCGAGUUUCUCGGCACCUUCUUUUUGGUCGCGAUUGGCAUCGGUAGCACGACGGGCUGGACCGACUACAGUCCCACGCUUACGCAGAUUGCGUUCACCUUCGGCCUGGUGGUCGCCACGCUAGCACAGGCAUUCGGGCACGUGAGCGGAUGCCACAUCAAUCCUGCCGUCACGAUCGGGCUGAUGGUAACUGCCGACGUCAGCAUACUGAAGGGUGCUUUCUACAUUGUUUCGCAGUGCAUCGGUGCGAUCGCAGGAGCAGCCGUCAUUAAGGCCGCCACCCCGUCGGAAGUCGUCGGAGGGCUCGGUGUGACCGGUAUCGCCCCGGGACUAUCCACCGGCCAGGGUGUCCUGAUCGAAGCGCUCAUCACCUUCAUGCUGGUGUUCGUCGUCCAUGGCGUGUGCGAUAAUCGGCGCACGGACAUCAAGGGUUCGGCACCGCUUGCUAUCGGGCUCUCGAUCACGGCCGGCCAUCUGGCAGCGAUUAAGUAUACCGGCGCCAGCAUGAAUCCAGCCCGUUCGUUCGGACCGGCCGUGGUGAUGGGUAACUACACCGAUCUGUGGGUUUACUGGGUCGGUCCGAUUGUCGGUGGCAUUGUUGCCGGUGCCGUCUAUCGUCUGUUCUUCAAAAUGAACACUAACAAAGUAGGACAAGUGACUAACGACGUUCAGUACAUUUAGCCCGGAGCGUAAUCCACUAGCCCAUCUCGAUAACUUCUACUACAACUAACCUG